AUCACAUUACUUUUAUAUUGUAAGAGGUAACUUCAUUUAGCUCAUGGAUUCAGCUCCUUCCUGUUCUUGGCUGCAUGCCUUCUUCUUCUUAGCAUUAGUGUGGUUCUUUAACUGUGGAUGUGUUCAUGGAUCCACCCCUGCAGUGAAAGUGGGAAACUUUUCAAAAGUGGAAGAUGCUGUGAACUUUCAUAUUUACUAUGGCCAGACUUUCAAAGUCAUUAAGGAUGCAGCUGAUGGCCAGAGCUACCUUCUUCUCCAGAAUAAUUCAAGAAUGGCGUCAAGGACAAAAUAUUGCACGUCAAGAAUCAAAUCAUUUGUCAUACCAUUGUCAAACUAUUCGGUUGAUACGGAUUAUAUUCCUGUUUCCUUCUUAGAGCUUUUAGGCUUACUGGAGAGCUUGAAAGGCAUAACCUCAGACUCUGUGGCUUCUCCAUGUGUGUUGAAAUUGUGUGGAGGAGGACAGAUAGAGAUCUUCAACAAAAGUGAUUACCAAAACCUUGCACAAUUUUCUUCAUACUUCCUUAGUGACACUGAUCAGCAGCCAGGUUGCAAUUUUGCAACUUUUGAUCCCUUUAUGGAGGAUACCCCUUUGCAGAGAGCAGAAUGGAUCAAGUUCAUGGGAGCUUUUGCAAAUGUUGAAGCUAGAGCCAAUCAAGUCUAUGCUGCAGUUAAGGAUAACUAUCUGUGCUUAACUAAAAUUGCAACAAAUAGGACAACCUUCAAGCCAACAGUAGCUUGGAUGAUGUAUCAAAAUGGUGUUUGGUCUUUUACAAAGGAUAAGUAUCAGUUGAAGUACGUGGAAGAUGCAGGUGGAGAAAUUUUGGAUGCCUCUAUAAACAAGAACACUUACAAUGUCUCUGAUCCUGAUGACUUGGAGGAAUUGCAUGCCAUCCUAUGUACCGUGGAAGUAGUUAUUGACGAAACACUAACUUCUGAUCCAUUCAACUACACGUUGUCAACAUUCAUCCAAAAUUUAAAUGUUGAAGAUCGUUCUUGUUUUUCCUUUAUUACAAACACAAGUCUGUGGAGAUACGACAGAAGAGUUCAAAAUUCUAUAGCUCUUGACUGGUAUAAUGGAGCAAUCUCCCAACCCCAAUUGGCACUAGCAGAUCUUAUUGAAGUUCUAUUUCCCACUGGAAAUUACACGAUGACAUUUUUUAGGAACCUUGCAAAGGGAGAAUUGCCCAUAAAUAUUAGUCCUGAAAUGUGUGACAGGGACACCUCCACAGCAUUGGAGCCAACAAUAGUAGCAUGUGGAUGAUUAUUCAAAAAUAGAUAUAGAAA
Abrus precatorius (Indian licorice) is the source of this 1284-nucleotide messenger RNA. RefSeq lists its product as uncharacterized. The record is from RefSeq and is a predicted model, not a curated record. NCBI's taxonomy places the organism in Eukaryota, Viridiplantae, Streptophyta, Magnoliopsida, Fabales, Fabaceae. The transcript is spliced from 11 exons. The coding region runs from base 44 to 1261 and encodes 405 amino acids.